Protopolystoma xenopodis is the source of this 645-nucleotide messenger RNA. Lineage: Eukaryota; Metazoa; Platyhelminthes; Monogenea; Polystomatidea; Polystomatidae. The record is from the annotation of a GenBank genome assembly.
CUUGUUGAAGCCGAAAUUCGCCGUGAACAGGACGAGGCGCGGGCUGUGGAGGAAGCCUGUGAUGCCAUAGAUUCUGAUGAGGGCCAAGGCGACCCUGUGGCUGAACAAGAAGAGUACGAAAAGUGGAAAGUUCGAGAGCUGCGUCGUAUUAGAAGAGACAAGGAAGCUAGGGAGAAUAUACAACAAGAGAAAGAGGAGGCAACUUUGUUUCACAUAAUUUUCUUAACAUCGUGCCACACGAAUAUGAACGAUAUUCAGCGUCAGGAGGAAUUCAGAAAAAAUCCUAAACUUAUUACUAACAAAGCUAUCAAAGGGAAGUAUAAAUUCAUGCAGAAAUAUUUCCAUCGUGGUGCUUUCUUCGUCACAGCCAGUGAAACUGACGUAUAUAAGCGAGAUUUUGCCCAACCUACCCUAGAGGAUCAUUUCGACAAGACGAAACUUCCAGCCGUGAUGCAGGUCAAAAACUUUGGCUUGGCUGGGAGGACGAAAUACACUCAUCUUGUGGAUCAAGAUACAUCUACAUUCGACUCCCCUUGGUUCGCCAACACUAUGACGAAUAUAAAGUUUCAUGAACUCCACGGAGGUGGAGUAAAAUCGGUAUUCGAAAAACCGCUUUUUAAAUCAAAGAAGAAGACAGACGCUUGA